CAGGGCUGCCAUGACAACCCCGCAUCAGCUCUAGGGUGUCCAAUCAGGAGUCAGAUCCAGGGUCCCUCCCUGACUCCCAGAUGGUGUUCAGGUCGCCACUCGACUUUUUCUCAGCCUCCCGGAUCCUCCUGCCACACUUUGCAGAUGGGCCACCUACCCUGGCCCGCUCCCGGUCCCCUGAGGACCCUCCCUCCGCCUGUCCUCCCCUGGCUCUCCCGGGAAUGUGUUUCUCCGCGGCGCAGAUCGCCAGCGUCUGCGAGACUCUGGAGGAGACCGGAGACAUCGAGCGGCUGGCCCGCUUCCUCUGGUCCCUCCCGGUGACCGCAGACGGGCGCGACUCCAUCUCUGAGCACGAGUCCGUGCAGCGGGCUCGCGCCGUGGUGGCCUACCACACGGGGAGUUUCGUCGAGCUUUAUCACAUCCUGGAGACGCACCGCUUUACGCGCGCAUCGCACGGAAAACUUCAGGCGAUGUGGCUUGAGGCUCACUACCGGGAGGCAGAGAAGCUCCGGGGGAGACCGCUUGGACCUGUUGACAAGUACCGCGUGAGAAAGAAGUUUCCGUUACCGAGGACAAUCUGGGAUGGUGAGCAAAAGACGCACUGUUUCAAAGAGCGCACACGGGGGCUGCUAAGAGAGUGGUACCUGCAGGACCCCUACCCAAACCCGGGGAAGAAGCGGGAGCUGGCCCACGCGACCGGACUCACACCGACUCAGGUUGGAAACUGGUUCAAGAACCGGAGACAGAGGGACCGGGCGGCAGCAGCCAAAAACAGGUUGCAGCAUCACCGGAUGUGUCCAGAUGGUGUUCGGUCGCUCAGCGGAGGAGAGUGCAGUCCAGAUGAAGAGCGAGCAGAUGGAGAAACUCUUCUCUCAGUAACAGACAGUGACUCUGACUUGGAUGUUUAAGACUUGAAUGUACAAUGGACCUUCGAGGGGCCUGUGAUGGUCAGUUGUGGAUUACCAGAGAGCGGAGGAUGUGGACAAAAGGCUCUUCACGGUUUGGGUUGCAAUAAAUGUUCAGGGCUUAUCCCCAGCCCAUCAAACAGGUGAUGUAACAAGUUGCAUGAAGUUUUUUUUCUUUUGUUUCCUGACAAUGUGAAAAAUGUUUCUCUAUGCUGCUGGGUUUAAGUUUGUUUGAUCACCAGACCCACAUUUUAGAUUUUUUAACUUCAUCCAUGCAUGGAUGGUGCAUCUGUUGACCCAGCUUACCGUCACCCUGAUUAAACAGACAUCAAGCCGUGGACCCCCGUUGGACUUUAACCCAUGGACCCCCCACUUGGGAGGACCUUUACAGACUGCCAGGGAGAUAAUCACUCUUAUUUUCUCUAAUUAUGUGUCAUUAUGUUUUUUUUUGUUUUUUUGAAUUAAACGAGUUGUUUCUCUAAAAGACCAGGAUGUCAUGCUGUAGACAAUCAAUACGCACUAAAGCCUUACCUUCCUGUCUGGCUGUUUCUAUGUUAUUGAACUUUUAUUUCUUCCUUUACCUUCACUUCUACUUUAU
Molecule: messenger RNA, 1503 nt
Organism: Trematomus bernacchii (emerald rockcod)
Lineage: Eukaryota; Metazoa; Chordata; Actinopteri; Perciformes; Nototheniidae
Gene: six3b
Product: SIX homeobox 3b
Exons: 3
Coding region: 81-908 (275 amino acids)
Biological process (GO): eye development; regulation of transcription by RNA polymerase II
Cellular component (GO): transcription regulator complex; nucleus
Molecular function (GO): DNA-binding transcription factor activity, RNA polymerase II-specific; RNA polymerase II cis-regulatory region sequence-specific DNA binding
Source: RefSeq, a predicted model, not a curated record